This is a messenger RNA of Melopsittacus undulatus (budgerigar), 3502 nucleotides long. It is a transcript of the gene PHEX, whose product is annotated as phosphate regulating endopeptidase X-linked. The transcript is spliced from 22 exons. Gene Ontology annotation, cellular component: plasma membrane. The coding region runs from base 35 to 2278 and encodes 747 amino acids. Gene Ontology annotation, biological process: protein processing. The record is from RefSeq and is a predicted model, not a curated record. Gene Ontology annotation, molecular function: metalloendopeptidase activity. Lineage: Eukaryota; Metazoa; Chordata; Aves; Psittaciformes; Psittaculidae.
UUCUGUAAGAGCAACCACGUCCUAGGCCAUCCCGAUGGAAGGAGAGACAGUACCUGAGUCCAGGAGAGCAGCCAGCAAAGCCACGCGAAUUGCUCUUGGGAUCUUUGUGAGUGGCACUGUUGUGCUUGGCACUGCACUUUUCUUGGUUAGCCAAGGUAUUAUAAAGUUUCAGCCGAAACAACAGUACUGUUUGACCCCAGAAUGCAUUGAAGCUGCUGCUGGCAUCUUAAGCAAAAUAAAUCAAUCUGUAGAUCCAUGUGAGAAUUUUUAUCGAUUUGCAUGUGAUGGCUGGAUAUAUAAUCACCCUAUUCCUGAAGACAUGUCAAACUAUGGUGUUUACCCUUGGCUGAGACACAAUGUAGACCUCAAACUAAAGGCAUUGCUUGAGAAACCCAUCAGCAAAAGGCGAGACAGUGAAGCUGUGCAGAAGGCCAAGAUCCUUUAUGCAUCCUGCAUGAAUGAGAAUAAAAUUGAAAAAGCUGAUGUGAAACCCCUGUUAAGUAUACUGAGACACUCACCUUUCCGCUGGCCUGUGCUGGAAUCCAACAUUGGACCUGAAGGGCUGUGGUCAGAAAGGAAGUUUAGCUUAGUCCAAGCCUUGGCAACUCUUCGCGGUCAACACAGUAACUCUGUCUUCAUCCGUUUAUAUGUGGCUGCUGAUGACAAAAUCUCCAAUCGUUAUAUCCUGAAGUUCGACCAAGCAAGCCUCUCUCUUGCGUCUCGAGAGGAUUACCUAGAGAACACCACAGAAGCUAAAUCUUAUCGAGAUGCCUUUUUGCAGUUCAUGGUUGAUACAGCAGUGCUUCUGGGAGCAAAUGCUUCACGAGCCGAGUCUGAUAUGAAGUCAGUUCUAAGACUGGAAGUUAAAAUAGCUGAGAUCAUGAUUCCAUAUGAAAAUCGAACAAGUGAGGUGAUGUACAAUAAAAUGAACAUAUCGGAGCUUAGUGCCAUGAUUCCACAGUUUGACUGGCUGGGAUACAUCAAGAAGGUGAUUGACACCAGACUCUAUCCUGAGCUCAAAGAUAUAGGUCCUUCAGAAAAUGUGAUUGUUCGUGUUCCCCAGUACUUCAAAGAUUUAUUCAGGAUACUAGAAAAUGAAAGGAAAAAGACUCUUGCUAACUAUCUGGUGUGGAGGAUGGUUUAUUCAAGGUUAUUUAACCUCAGCAGACGUUUUCAGUAUCGGUGGCUGGAAUUUUCUCGGGUGAUUCAUGGAACCACAACUUUGCUGCCCCAGUGGGAUAAAUGUGUGGAUCUUGUUGAAAAUGCUCUCCCUUAUGUUGUGGGUAAGAUGUUUGUGAAUGCCCAUUUCCAAGAAGACAAGAAAGAGAUGAUGGAGGAGUUGACUGAAGGAAUUCGCUGGGCUUUUAUUGACAUGUUGGAGAAGGAAAAUGACUGGAUGGACUCUGAAACAAAGAGAAAAGCUUAUGAGAAGGCAAAGGCAGUUAUGGCAAAAGUUGGUUACCCUCAGUUUAUAAUGAAUGACACAUACGUUAAUGAAGACAUCAAAACACUGAAGUUUACAGAAAGUGACUAUUUUGGCAAUGUGUUGCAAACUCGCAAAUACGCAGCUCAAUCUGAUUUCUACUGGCUUAGAAAAGAAGUUCCAAAAACAGAGUGGUUUACAAGCCCAACUACUGUAAAUGCUUUUUAUAGUGCAUCUACCAACCAAAUCAGAUUCCCAGCAGGAGAACUUCAAAAGCCUUUCUUCUGGGGAACAGAGUAUCCUAGGUCAUUAAGCUAUGGUGCCAUAGGAGUAAUUGUUGGCCACGAGUUCACUCAUGGAUUUGAUAGCAAUGGUCGUAAAUAUGACAAAAAUGGAAAUUUAGACCCGUGGUGGACAACUGAUUCUGAAGAAAAAUUUAAAGAGAAAACAAAAUGCAUGAUUAAUCAGUACAGUAAUUACUACUGGAAGAGAGCUGGCUUACAUGUGAAAGGCAAGAGGACUUUGGCAGAAAACAUUGCAGAUAAUGGAGGUUUGCGAGAGGCUUUCAGGGCAUACAGGAGAUGGAUUACAGAAAAGAGGGGAGGAGAAGAAGAGCCUUUACUGCCAGGCCUUGAGUUCACACACAACCAGCUUUUCUUUCUGAGUUAUGCCCAUGUAAGGUGCAACUCCUUUAGACCAGAAUCUGCAAGAGAGCAAAUAUAUGUUGGAGCUCACAGCCCUCCUGAGUUCAGAGUUAUCGGUGCCAUGAGCAACUUUGACGAGUUCCGUAAAGCUUUCAAUUGCCCAGCAAAUACAACAAUGAACCGAGGGGCAGAAUCCUGCCGGCUGUGGUAGAUGUCCAGUCAAGGUCUUCUGUCAAGAGGGGUCUCCAACAUGAAUUGCUACACCUGAGCUCAAGCCCGCUGCUAGGGUUUCAGAAUAACAUUUUGCAACCUGGAGAGCUGUUACUUCAAAUGCAUCACCCUUAUCCAUGCUCAUUACCUGCAUGGAUCUAAUCACUCUCUAUUCAGAGCCUAGAAACACUCAAAAUAGAAGAGGAUGGAUUUUCUUUUUUAUCCAUAAAAUUACUCCUGCUCAUCUUCAGUUGCACUGCUGUUGAUGGGUAACUGCCAUUACCAAUUCUAAUUCCUGAUUUAUAGCUGAGCCAAAGGUAAAUGCUAAAAUCCAGUUUUAAUCUAUUGCUCUGUAGGGGUGCUAUGCAGAAUGCUCCCACACAAAAUUUAUUUUUUUCUGGAUGAAGGAAUUCAUGAGACCUGCUAUAAAGCAGCUCUGAUCUACUGUGUGAUACAGCAUUUUCAUAACUUAAACUGUCACUGCCCAGCAUGCCAUAAAUGAUGUUGCAUGAUGUAAAGACACACAAGACAUUAUAUAAAUUAGGUUUAAUAUGUCAGAUUAGUGCCUUAGGUUUUGGAACAGUUUCAAACUGAGAAAGCACCUCACAGUUUCCAUCUGCUAGGACUAAAUAGAAAGCAUACUUGUCAGAUCAUAGCCCCUUCUAAUUUUAGAACAGUUUAUGAUAAAAAUCAAUGUAUAGUGAAAAUCAGAGGCUUGCAGAGGGAAUUCCCAGCACCAUGAUAUUUAGAAACAUUACAGCACUUAUUCUUAUUUACAGUGUGGGCAGUUUUUUCCUAAAGGGUGAUUUUUAUCUUGUGCUGAAGGUAGCUUCACCUACAUUAAUUUUUAAGUCUGAAAUACUACACCAGUUUUAAUCUAGAAAUUUCUUAGUGUCUGGGUCUUAUAGAGGAAUGUUAGUAGCGUGCAUGUUUGUCCUCAUGUUCUAGACAGGACAGGGUGGCUUUUGAUUUUAAUGAAAGACUAUAUGACUGAAAAACAGGGCCAGGAGCACUCAACUUGUCUGAAUAAAAAAGAUCAGCUCAGGAGCAGAGAACAUUUAAAUACAAUAUACAUGCAGGCCAGUUGAGUUUUUAAUUUGAUUUCUAACAAUAUUCAUUAAAAAAAAACAAUAAUUUUAUUGCAACAGAAAGACUGUAACACAUAACUGUUACUAAGCAGGGAGGGAAACCAAAACCAUCCCUUUCUUCCCCAGCAAAAAGAUAU